Xenopus laevis (African clawed frog) is the source of this 1217-nucleotide messenger RNA. RefSeq names its product radial spoke head 9 homolog L homeolog (gene rsph9.L). Gene Ontology annotation, cellular component: radial spoke; axoneme; kinocilium. The record is from RefSeq and is a predicted model, not a curated record. Gene Ontology annotation, biological process: cilium movement involved in cell motility; axoneme assembly; cilium assembly. The transcript is spliced from 5 exons. Bases 92 to 925 code for a protein of 277 amino acids. Lineage: Eukaryota; Metazoa; Chordata; Amphibia; Anura; Pipidae.
AGCGUCCAGAAGCAACGUGGGCCGGAAGCGCGCGUUGCCAAGGCGGCCGUUUCUAUGGUUACCCGCAGAGCGUUCCUGAGCAAGAGCAGAGAUGGAAGCAGAGAGUCUGGCGCUGUCUCUGGAGUUGGUUUCGGGGUCCGGCCUGGGGCUGAGUCCUGAGCAAUGUGCGGCUCUGAGAUCCUCCCUCCUCCUCUUGCAGAGGGAUCUGCGACUCUGUCGCGUCCGAUUAUGGGGCAAAGUGCUGGGGGUCCGCGGGGACUAUGUUAUAGCGCAGGGCAACGAGGGGCCCGAUCUACUGCAGGGGCGCAAAUCCUUCUACAGCUUGAACUAUGUGGAUUGGUGCCUCCUGCCGCCUGCGACGGAUUCCCUCAUUGCUGAGACACAAGUGGUUAAAGGACGUUUUAUAGGGGACCCUGCACAUGAAUAUGAACAUAUCAUCCGUAGGAAGUCUGGGGAAGGAGAGUCAGCGGACGAGGAGGAACUCAUUACUCACAUUAAGGAAGAGGCACGCCUGACGGGCACCAUUGCUAUGAUUGAUAAGGAGGCAGCUGUUGCACCACGGGGAGCCUACAUCAAGAAUCCUGUUGGGCAAGUCGUUGUCAACCACAGCUUUCGAGGCCUUGAGGUGAGUGAAGCGAAGAAGCUGAGCUCCUACUUCCACUUUACCCCCUCGCUGAACCCCAAGAAGAGGUCCCUGUUGGAAAAGGCUGCGCUGGAUCCAUCUAUAGACUUCCUGGACUCACUAGAACAUGAUAUUCCCAGGGGUUCCUGGGGCCUCCAGUUUGAGCAGGGGAACAGCGUCCUGAUCCUUCGCAGCCUCUUGUGGCUGGGAAUGACUUUCUAUCAUGUGCCCCUCACCCCACUGCACGGGUUCCUUUACAUUGGCACCGGAGAGCGUAAUCUCGACCUUCCAUUCAUGAUCUAAGCAUCUGCCCCUUUCCACAGAGCCAUCUCAUGGGUAAAUGCUAAAUUUCACUGUGGGGUCAAUUCCUCAUCCCCUGCUGCUGUACAACUGGGAAUGAUCAGUAGUAUUUAGAUAUAAUCAGUAGCAUGGUCUGUAACUGCACUAGUUCUGCACUGAUGUUCCCCUUUGCCCCCAGUGAGUAAGGGCCACUUUUCAUGUCCUUGCCCAGAGCCACUAAAAUCCAACUAUCUCCAUGGAAGCUAUGUUUGUACAGAACUGCACCCCACUUCCAAUAAAGAGCUAUUUGCACUGA